CCUUAGAGCCGUUAACGCCGCCAACACCUGGGCCCUUCCAAGCUCCCCAUCCGUCUCUCCGACUCAAUUGACUUCUCCGGGGAUCACCAAUCAGUUCUCGCCAUAAUCAUGUUCGCAAGAUCUGCAUUCAGGGCCGCUGCGCCGCUACGACAGCAAAUCCGUCACUACGCGACCGAGCCUGCUCCCGCGCAAGGCAAGAGCAACAAGGCCUUUGUUUAUUCGGCCGCGGGCCUCGGCGCCGCCGGCGCCGCCUACUACUUCUUCGCGGGCACACCGGCGGCCAAGAAGGCCGAGGCCAAGGUCAGCGAGGCCGCGAGCGCUGCCUCGUCUGCGACCGCGGAUGUCAAGAAGGCCUUCACCGGCGGCGACCAGGGCUUCGUCAGCCUCAAGCUCGAAGAGGUGCAGAAUGUCAGCCACAACACCAAGCUCUUCCGCUUCAAGCUGCCCGAGGACGACAUGGUCUCCGGUCUGCACAUCGCGAGCGCCAUCUUGACCAAAUACCAGCCCCAGGGCGCCGAGAAGCCCGUGAUGCGGCCGUAUACUCCAAUCAGUGAUGAAGAUUCCAAGGGCCACAUGGACCUCCUAGUGAAGCGGUACGAGAACGGGCCCAUGUCGACCCACCUGCACGACAUGGUUCCGGGCCAGCGGCUUGACAUCAAGGGCCCGCUCCCCAAGUACUCGUGGACCCCCAACAAGCAUGGGCACAUCGCGCUGAUCGCCGGCGGCACGGGCAUCACGCCCAUGUUCCAGCUGUGCCGGGCCAUCUUCAAGAACCCCGAAGACAAGACCAAGGUGACGCUCGUCUUCGGCAACGUGACUGAGGACGACAUCCUGCUCAAGCACGAGCUGGCUGAGCUGGAGAACACGUACCCGCAGCGCUUCCGCGCCUUCUACGUGCUCGACAACCCGCCCAAGACCUGGGCCGGCGGCAAGGGCUACAUCAACAGCGAGCUGCUCAAGACGGUCCUCCCCGAACCAAAGGCCGACAACAUCAAGCUUUUCGUCUGCGGGCCCCCAGGCUUGAUGACCUCCAUCUCGGGCAACAAGAAGAGCCCUAAGGACCAGGGCGAGCUGACGGGCAUCCUGAAGGAGCUGGGCUACACGCCCGAGCAGGUGUAUAAGUUCUAGACGGUCGGAGGCUGUAUCGAUUAGACAUUAUUGUAGACAUAGAAGCCGAGGCAUUCCUAAUCAUGAUGGUCCUCUCCCCGAGCUGUAUCUAGAAAACCUUUGCUCUCCACUGC
Phialemonium atrogriseum is the source of this 1241-nucleotide messenger RNA. RefSeq lists its product as uncharacterized. The record is from RefSeq and is a predicted model, not a curated record. Lineage: Eukaryota; Fungi; Ascomycota; Sordariomycetes; Cephalothecales; Cephalothecaceae. Gene Ontology annotation, molecular function: cytochrome-b5 reductase activity, acting on NAD(P)H. The transcript has 3 exons. Bases 109 to 1128 code for a protein of 339 amino acids. Gene Ontology annotation, biological process: ergosterol biosynthetic process.